UUGGAUUGGGGUCUCAUUUAGAAAAAAAGGAACAACAAGGUUCAAAACAGGGACAUUAUAGUCAGGUUUAUGUCUGCGAGAGGAGUGCACUACAUUUAUGACCCAAGAAUGACUAAAUCUCAGCACUACCGUCAGGAUGCCGUGUCACGGAAACGGGAAGAGCGUGCCGUGCGAGAACAGCACAAACGUGGCAGACAGGCAGCAUCUUACCUUGCUGACGAUGGCAACUAUCCCAGUUUUAAGAUGCAGCUUGAUAAGAUUGGUCUACAACUAAGGGACAUCCCAGGAGAUGGGAAUUGUCUUUUCCGUGCUUUGGGGGACCAACUUGAGGGACAUGGAAGGAACCACUUCAAGUACAGAUAUGAUGUCGUCAAAUACAUGUCAGAACACAGAGAUGAUUUUGAGCCGUUUGUAGAGGAUGACGUGCCUUUUGAUCGACACAUUCAAAAUUUGCAAAAAAUAGGUACAUAUGCAGGAAAUGAUGCAAUCGUAGCAUUUGCUAGACUACAACAAGUGAACGUUAUCAUCCACCAACUGGGUUCCCCUUUCCUUCUGAUUCGGGGCCUUUCCACUCCAACACCCAAUGCUCGACAAAUACACAUUGCCUAUCACAACGGUGAUCACUACUCCAGUGUGAGACGUGUCAGCGACAACACAGAAUCUCCUGCCAACAUCAGACUCAAGGUCGACUGUAGUACUGAUAACUCUGGACGACCCACAAUGAAGAUCAACACAUCCUCUGCAAUCAAAGGGCAGAAGACAGAGGCCAGAGGUCAAGGCAUAGUAUCAGCACUGAGGGAUGAACAGAGUAUUGAGCAUGAAGUGAUGGUCGCUACUGGUUGUGUGGAUGAAAAGCGGGUGACAGAGAUGUUGAUGGACUGUCAGUACGAUGUGGACUUAGCCAUCAGCCAACUUCUACAGCUGAUUGAGAUGGAAGGAGAAUUGAGGGACUCAUCCUCUGGACCUUCUGAGAGAACAUCCACAGAUAGCGGUGUGUCAUCAGAGACCUUUACUCCUGUCCACUCACGUGACAACAGUUAUGGAGGCAGCUCUGGAUACGGCUCAAUCAGCUCAGCAGGUGGGGCAAGGCCGAAGAGUAAUAAGAGCAUAAUAACUGUAUCAAACAAACAAAAGAAGGAACAGAAGAAAAUGGAAAAGAAAAAAAGAGCAGAAGAGCGUCACAGACAAAGAGUCCUCGGAAUAAACCCUGCUUUGCCAGACUCAGAAGAUGAAGGUGUUGUAACUGUGGUCUCCAAGGACAUCGCCAUGAUGAAAAUCUAAUCAUUUAAGGGAUCUCUGAACAUCUCCAUGAUGAAAUUUAAAGACUUCAGUGGUCUCCAGUGAAAUCACAAUAAUGAAAAUAUUAUUAUGUUGGCCAGAUGAAAAGCUAAGGAUUUUAAGAAAUCUCAAUAAUCAUAUUUGCCUUCUUGAUGGAUAUUAAAUGCCAUCUUGGAUAUUAAGGUACAUCAACUGUCAUCUCUGACACAUGGCCACAUCACAUGUCAUCUCUGAUACCUGGUUACAUCACCUGUCAUCUCUGAUACCUGGCCACAUCACAUGUCAUCUCUGAUACCUGGUUACAUCACCUGUCAUCUCUGAUACCUGGCCACAUCACAUGUCAUCCCUGAUACCUGGCCACAUUACCUGUCAUCUCUGAUACCUGGCCACAUCACCUGUCAACUCUUGAUACCUGGCCACAUCACUUGUCAUCUCUGAUACCUGGGUACAUCACAUGUCAUGUCUGAUACCUGGCCACGUCACAUGUCAUCUCUGAUACCUGGCCACAUCACAUGUCAUCUCUGAUACCUGGUCACACAACACCUGUCAACUCUUGAUACCUGGCCACAUCACAUGUCAUUUCUGAUACCUGGGUACAUCACAUGUCAUGUCUGAUACCUGGCCACAUCACAUGUCAUCUCUGAUACCUGGCCACAUCACAUGUCAUGUCUGAUACCUGGCCACAUCACAUGUCAUCUCUGAUACCUGGCCACAUCACAUGUCAUGUCUGAUACCUGGCCACAUCACAUGUCAUGUCUGAUACCUGGCCACAUCACAGGUCUUCUCUGAUACUUGGACUUAUCACAUGUCAUCUCUGUUAUCUCUGGUACCUAUAGGGACAUCACUUGUCAUUGCUGGUGUCUUAGAGACAUCAUUACCUGACAUCUCUGAUAUAUAGGGACAUCACUUGUCAUUGCUGGUGUCUAGAGACAUCAUUACCUGACAUCUCUGAUAUAAAGGGACAUCACUUGUCAUUGCUGGUGUCUAGAGACAUCAUUACCUGACAUCUCUGAUAUAUAGGGACAUCACUUGUCAUUGCUGGUGUCUAGAGACAUCAUUACCUGACAUCUCUGAUAUAUAGGGACAUCACUUGUCAUUGCUGGUGUCUAGAGACAUCAUUACCUGACAUCUCUGAUAUAUAGGGACAUCACAUGUCAUUGCUGGUGUCUAGAGACAUCAUUACCUGACAUCUCUGAUAUAUAGGGACAUCACUUGUCAUUGCUGGUGUCUAGAGACAUCAUUACCUGACAUCUCUGAUAUAUAGGGACAUUACAUGUCAUUUCUGGUACGUAUAGGGUUAUUACCUCUCAUCAUUGGUAUCUAGGGACGUGGCAUGAUAUAUUUGGUAUCUAGGGACAUCACAUGAUAUAUUUCGUAUCUAGGGAUGUCACAUGAUAUAUUUGAUAUCUAGGAAUGUCACAUGAUAUAUUUCGUAUCUAGGGAUGUCACAUGAUAUUAUUUGGUAUCUAGGGAGGUCACAUGAUGUAUUUGGUAUCUUGAGACUUCACAUGAUAUAUUUGGUAUCUAGGGAUGUCACAUGAUAUAUUUGGUAUCUAGGGAUGUCACAUGAUAUAUUUGGUAUCUAGUAGUGUUGUUCCGAUUAAUCAAUUUAAUCGAGUAUCACUUGUUUGAGAUGUUUGAUCAAUCAAUCGAUUAAGAAAUCUGUAAUCGAGCAUCGUGAUGUAUGAAAAUAGAUUAUUUCAACAUUGAACUUAUUUUCAACAUUAAUAAGAUUAUUUUUUAAAAAACGACAUUUGUUUAUAUUAAAAAGUAUUCUGUGCAAUAAACGAAUAACAAGCACACAAAAUGAUGGUGUAGGUACAACAGUUUUAGUAAUUACGUGAAUUGCUGUUAAAACAUAACACAAAAUACGUAUUUAUACUUGAAUAAUAUCCAAAAACAGACAAUUAAGAAUUAAUCGAUUUUAAUCGAUCAUCGAUCGGUUACACAAAGUUGAUGAUCGAUCAGGAAAUCUCAACCAAUUCCCAACACUAGUAUCUAGGGACAUAGCAAUGGUUGAAAACUUACACAUGGAUACUGUUACUGGUCUCUAGGCAUUUCAUAAACAUUUGUCUCAUGUUUAUCCUCCAUGAAAACUAUGCAGAUGCCAAUUAUUUGCUUCACAUAAUAUUUUCAUUCAUUUUGAUGUCCAGUUGAGAGAAGAAUCUAUCACUUAUGGAAAUAUUUAUUCCAGAUUUUUUGGAUCCAUAUAGUAAUUACACACCAGUAUACAUGGUUUGAUAUACAUGUAUGUAUUGAUCACAAAAUCAACCUCUUAUCCAGUGUCUCUAAUGUGAUAUACCCUGACCAGGUUAGUCAGAAAUCAAUCUCUGAUGGACUGUGUCCUCAACAUUUUCAGUUUUAAUUUAAAAGCUGUCAAAAUGUCUUUUUUUCUAGUUAAGUGAAAAUUUAUUUUUAUUUCAUCUCAGAGUUUUAUUUUUUGUUCACCAAACUCGUAAAAAUAAAAUCUUCUAAGAUUUGUAUCUAAAUUGAAAUAGAAUUAUUUCACUUUAAAGUAGUUAUAUCAUUGAUGU
Ylistrum balloti is the source of this 3812-nucleotide messenger RNA. Its product is annotated as OTU domain-containing protein 3-like. The transcript is spliced from 9 exons. The record is from RefSeq and is a predicted model, not a curated record. Gene Ontology annotation, biological process: protein deubiquitination. Bases 70 to 1281 code for a protein of 403 amino acids. NCBI's taxonomy places the organism in Eukaryota, Metazoa, Mollusca, Bivalvia, Pectinida, Pectinidae. Gene Ontology annotation, molecular function: cysteine-type deubiquitinase activity.